AUGGGGCCAGGGGGCUCCCCUGAAGGCAGCCAGAUACUAGAGCUCAGCUUGCCUUCCACGAGCCCAAAAAAAGACUCUGCCACUGGGCUCCAUGGAUGGACGGUAGGAUCUAGCACCACUCGUGCAGAAAAGAGGAAGCCCAACCUCUGCCUUCAGAAGACUAAGGUGCUGGUGUCCACAGCCAUCAAGCGUCACCAGCUGCUGUCUGAGCCAGGGCUGCUGAAGGCUGAGCCCACCCACAGGUACCACAUAUGGAGCCGGAUCCCGGCACUGAAUGCACUUGGAUACUGCCACCAGGAUGUGGUGGACCUGAAGCGCACGUGGGUAGACCCGUUUGCUGUUGUGUGGCACAAACUGGGUGAACUCCAGAAAAGUGCCUCAGCCCAGUCUGGCUACAGCCCUGGCUCUGGUAAGCUGCAGGCCCUGGCGCUCACACCCACGGAGCAGGUGGUAGUUAAGAUCCUUCUGUGCCAGGCCGUGCUCCCUGAGGGUUUCAGCCUGCGACUGCCCACAAGCAGCUCGCCUGCCAGGCCACCACUUCUGUCCUGUAGAAAGGUGGCCCCACCUUCACUGCCUCGCUGUACCUUCCUUCUAGGUGACCUGUUCUUGCUCUGUCUCCUCAUUGUCCCCACUACCACUGUAACCAUCUGGAAUGUUCUUAUUCCAUCAUUUUCUGCUCCAGUCACUUGCUCACCGGUCCAUCCAUCUGCUCACAAUACUUUCAAGAUCUGUGACACUUGUGACCGCCUGGCUAGCUUUCAGCUCUUCCUGACCCAGGUCUGGGCAGAACUGAGCUGA
Rattus rattus (black rat) is the source of this 798-nucleotide messenger RNA. RefSeq names its product t-SNARE domain containing 1 (gene Tsnare1). The record is from RefSeq and is a predicted model, not a curated record. Gene Ontology annotation, cellular component: nucleus. Lineage: Eukaryota; Metazoa; Chordata; Mammalia; Rodentia; Muridae.